Messenger RNA from Rasamsonia emersonii CBS 393.64, 828 nucleotides. RefSeq lists its product as uncharacterized. Lineage: Eukaryota; Fungi; Ascomycota; Eurotiomycetes; Eurotiales; Trichocomaceae. The record is from RefSeq and is a predicted model, not a curated record. The coding region runs from base 1 to 828 and encodes 275 amino acids. The transcript is spliced from 5 exons.
AUGAUGGACAAGAAAUACAACUCCUUAACAGGUAUCAUCGAAAAACUUAUGGACAAGACCCAGACCACAAACGCCCCGUUUGAACCAGAUGAGGUCGUUGACAUGUUGUCAUCUCUCAUACCGCCAAGAGAAACACUCGCUGUUUCCUCCCUUGAUAUACGGCAAAUUGUGAAAAUGUUCAAUCUAGUGUUGGAGGAGAACUAUACUCCGAUUUGGGAACUUCCAUGUGAGGAGUUGAUUCCAGUUCCAUCUGGGCUCAAGAAUGAGCUACAAAGAAUUUCAGUUGCCACUGGAAAAGACUACUUAAACGAACUCGCUGGUCGCAUGCGUCUUAAUCAGAUAAUGAUCGACUGUAUUCUGUCAGAACGCGAAUUUAUCUCGCAGCAGAAGCAGAGGACUGAUCCUAUGGCAACAAAUCUCGUUGUCAUUGAGGCAAAAGGUCGCAACGGGAUGAGCGAGGGUGAGGCUCAAUGCCUUGGAUACAUGGCCAUGAUCCACCACGUCCGGAAGAUGGAAAACAGGCUUGAUACUGUUGUGUAUGGUUGUGUGUCUGACGGGUUUAUCUUUACUUUCCUCAGAAUUGACAACAGCGACAAGUAUUCAAUCUUCCAAAUGCCAAUGUGGACUGAAGGUCUCCCGUCCCAGCGGAUAUAUACUCACCUACGCCACAUCCUCCGACAUGCGGCUGCAGCAACGGCUUCUGGGAAUAAAAGAAAGGUCAAAGAUUUGAGCUCAACUCAAGGUACUCCAGUUUACAGAGUGCGUAUUGGGUCCUCUACAGAGGAUGAUGCCGAAGACAGCUCCUCAUUAGCCACUUGUAUAGAUUAA